AGCGGGGCCCGCCCCGCGCCCGCCGCACUCGCGCUGACUCGGCUGCCGGCGGCGUUCGUGCCGGCUCGGACGAGCGAGCGAGCGAGCGGGCGGGCGGGCGGCGAGGAGGGAGAGCGCCUCACCUGGCCUUGCAGCCGCCGCCGUCGCCGGCCAGGCGUGUGGAGGGCGCACGGCCCGCGACGUCCGCCAGAUCGUCCGGGGCCGCCGGGAGUCGGGCAGCGAUGGAACCGGGGCCCGCGGGGCCGUCCUCCGGCGCCCAGAGGCCGGCCGGAGUCGGAGAGACGCCGCCAGCCGCCGGCGGGCUGCAGCUGCCCGGCACGGCGGUGCCCUCGGCGCCGGAGGAUGCUGCGAGCCGGGGCGGCAGCGGCGGCGGCGGGGUCCGCGCGGAGAGCGCCGCGGCGGCCGGCGACGGGCUGGGCAGACCCCUGGGGCCCACGCCGAGCCAGAGCCGCUUCCAGGUGGACCUGGUUUCCGAGAACGCCGGGCGGGCCGCGGCGGCCGCUGCAGCUGGGGCCGGGGGCGCUAAGGAGACCGCCGCGGACGGCGAGAGCGGGCCGGCCAAGGGCAGCGAGGAAGCCAAGGGCCGCUUCCGCGUGAACUUCGUGGACCCUGCCGCCUCCUCGUCGGCGGACGACAGCCUGUCGGAUGCGGCGGGCGUCGGAGGCGACGGGCCCAACGUGAGCUUCCAGAACGGCGGGGACACGGUGCUGAGCGAGGGCAGCAGCCUGCACUCGGGCGGCGGCAGCGGGCACCACCAGCACUACUACUACGAUACCCACACCAACACCUACUACCUGCGCACCUUCGGCCACAACACCAUGGAUGCCGUGCCCAGGAUCGACCACUACCGGCACACGGCCGCGCAGCUGGGCGAGAAGCUGCUGCGGCCCAGCCUGGCGGAGCUCCACGACGAGCUGGAAAAGGAACCUUUUGAAGAUGGCUUUGCCAAUGGGGAAGAAAGUACUCCCACCAGGGAUGCUGUGGUCACAUACACUGCAGAAAGUAAAGGCGUCGUCAAGUUCGGCUGGAUCAAGGGUGUGUUGGUACGUUGUAUGUUAAACAUUUGGGGUGUUAUGCUCUUCAUUAGACUGUCUUGGAUUGUGGGUCAAGCAGGAAUAGGUCUUUCAGUCGUCGUGAUAAUCAUGGCCACUGUUGUGACAACUAUCACGGGAUUGUCGACUUCCGCAAUAGCUACUAACGGAUUUGUAAGAGGAGGCGGAGCAUAUUAUUUAAUAUCCAGAAGUCUAGGACCGGAAUUUGGUGGUGCGAUUGGUCUGAUCUUUGCUUUUGCAAAUGCUGUUGCAGUUGCUAUGUAUGUGGUUGGAUUUGCAGAAACUGUGGUGGAGUUGCUUAAGGAACAUUCCCUACUUAUGAUAGAUGACAUCAAUGAUAUCCGAAUUAUUGGAGCCAUUACGGUGGUGAUUCUUUUGGGUAUCUCAGUAGCUGGAAUGGAAUGGGAGUCAAAAGCUCAGAUUGUUCUUUUGGUGAUUCUACUUCUUGCCAUUGCUGACUUCGUCAUAGGAACGUUUAUCUCACUGGAGAGCAAGAAACCCAAAGGUUUCUUUGGCUAUCAAACUGAAAUAUUUAAUGAGAACUUCGGACCUGAUUUUCGCGACGAGGAGACUUUCUUUUCUGUGUUUGCCAUCUUUUUUCCUGCUGCAACUGGCAUUCUGGCAGGAGCAAACAUCUCAGGUGAUCUAGCGGAUCCUCAGUCAGCCAUACCCAAAGGAACACUCUUAGCCAUUUUAAUUACUACGGUGGUUUACAUAGGAAUUGCAGUAUCUGUAGGUUCUUGCGUCGUUCGGGAUGCCACUGGGAAUGUUAAUGACACUAUUGUGACAGAGUUCACAAACUGUACCUCUGCCGCCUGCAAACUAAACUUUGACUUUUCAUCUUGUGAAGAAAAAGACGGUGUGUGUGCCUACGGCCUCAUGAACAACUUCCAGGUCAUGAGCAUGGUGUCAGGAUUUGCACCAUUAAUUUCUGCAGGCAUCUUUUCAGCCACACUUUCUUCAGCAUUAGCAUCUCUUGUGAGUGCUCCUAAAAUAUUUCAGGCUCUGUGUAAGGACAAUAUCUACCCAGCGUUCCAGAUGUUUGCUAAAGGUUAUGGGAAAAAUAAUGAACCUCUUCGUGGCUACAUUUUAACAUUCUUAAUUGCACUUGGAUUCAUCUUGAUUGCUGAGUUGAAUGUUAUUGCUCCAAUCAUCUCAAAUUUCUUCCUUGCAUCAUAUGCAUUGAUCAAUUUCUCAGUAUUCCAUGCAUCACUUGCAAAGUCUCCAGGUUGGCGCCCCGCCUUCAAAUACUACAACAUGUGGAUAUCCCUUCUUGGAGCAGUUCUGUGCUGCAUAGUGAUGUUUGUCAUUAACUGGUGGGCUGCUCUGCUGACCUAUGUGAUCGUCCUGGGCCUUUACAUUUAUGUCACCUACAAGAAGCCAGACGUGAACUGGGGCUCCUCCACACAAGCCUUGACGUACCUGAACGCACUGCAGCACUCCAUUCGCCUCUCUGGGGUGGAGGACCACGUGAAGAACUUCAGGCCACAGUGUCUUGUGAUGACGGGUUCUCCAAAUUCACGGCCGGCUCUGCUUCAUCUUGUUCAUGAUUUCACGAAAAACGUUGGCUUGAUGAUCUGCGGCCAUGUACAUAUGGGCCCUCGAAGACAAGCCAUGAAAGAGAUGUCCAUUGAUCAAGCCAAAUAUCAGCGAUGGCUUAUUAAAAACAAAAUGAAGGCCUUUUAUGCUCCAGUUCAUGCUGAUGACUUGAGAGAAGGUGCGCAGUAUUUGAUGCAAGCUGCCGGUCUUGGACGAAUGAAACCAAACACACUUGUCCUCGGAUUUAAGAAGGAUUGGUUACAGGCGGAUAUGAGGGAUGUGGAUUUGUAUAUAAACUUAUUUCAUGAUGCCUUUGACAUACAAUAUGGGGUAGUGGUUAUCCGCCUAAAGGAAGGUCUGGAUAUAUCUCAUCUUCAAGGUCAAGAAGAAUUACUGUCCUCACAAGAGAAGUCUCCUGGUGCCAAGGAUGUGGUGCUCAGUAUGGAGUGUAGCAAAAAGCCGGGAUUAGAGCCUUCCAAGCCAUCUGGUGAAAAAAGUGUGAAAGAUGAGGAAGAGGAUGGCAAGACUCCAACUCAACCACUGUUGAAAAAAGAGUCCAAAGGUCCUGUUGUGCCUCUCAAUGUCGCUGAUCAGAAGCUGCUGGAAGCUAGUACACAAUUUCAGAAAAAACAAGGAAAGAACACUAUUGAUGUCUGGUGGCUUUUUGAUGAUGGAGGUUUGACUCUAUUGAUACCUUACCUUCUGACUACCAAGAAGAAGUGGAAAGACUGUAAGAUCAGAGUAUUCAUUGGUGGAAAAAUAAACAGAAUAGACCACGAUCGGAGAGCGAUGGCAACUUUGCUGAGCAAGUUCCGGAUUGACUUCUCCGAUAUUAUGGUCCUGGGAGACAUCAACACCAAACCAAAAAAGGAAAAUAUUGCAGCUUUUGAUGAAAUGAUUGAGCCAUACAGACUUCAUGAAGAUGAUAAAGAACAAGACAUCGCAGAUAAAAUGAAAGAAGAUGAACCCUGGCGAAUAACAGACAAUGAACUUGAACUGUAUAAAACUAAGACAUACCGGCAGAUCAGGUUAAAUGAGCUACUGAAGGAACACUCGAGCACAGCUAAUAUCAUUGUCAUGAGUCUGCCAGUUGCCCGCAAAGGUGCUGUGUCUAGUGCCCUCUACAUGGCCUGGUUGGAAGCCCUGUCUAAAGACCUGCCACCCAUCCUCCUUGUCCGUGGGAAUCAUCAGAGUGUCCUUACCUUCUACUCCUAAGUGUGCCACGCAGCGGACAGCCCGAGGGAAGCAACGGAACUCUACAGCGACACGCUCACAUCCUGGGGGCAAACAGUGACUUUUCAAUUUCACUAUUUCAUUGAUUUGAUAGCACAGAGAAGUUGCUCCAUUGACGAGUGGAUGGAGACUUCAGUUCUGGUCACUUCCAUAUCUCAAUGUUCAUGAACAGUGAUUCUUUGUGGCUGAGCUCAAGUUCAUGAGAGUAAAGUUUUCCUUUGCUACUUGAAUAGCAAUAAAGUGUGUGGUUUUUUUUUUUUUUUUUUGAUUGACAAAAUGAGUACAAAAAAGCCUUUAGCCUUGAGGUGCCUUCUGAAAUUAACCAAAUUUCAUCCACAUAUGCUCUUUUAUAAAUUUAUAGAAUGUCAAACCAUGCCUUCUGCUAUUUUAUUUCCCAUCCUUGCCACCUUAAGAUGGACACUGCUUCCAACCUUCGUUGCCCAAAUAGUGUUGAGUAGUGUUAUGUUUUCUAGAAUUUUUGUAAACCUGUCUGUUGGACAGUAAAGGUAAGAUUUAGGGCAGGUAAAUGACAACUGGGGGAGAGACUCAAAAGGUGACCUGACAGUUAGGUUUAGCAUAUGCAGGUUAGGGAAAAAAGCAACCCUUCUGAUUGGCUGCGUUUUUAUCUUCGCUAUUUCCUGAGCCCUUAGACAAGUUUGCAGAUUCAUCUACUGCCCCUCAUGCUAAAAAGUCAAAUGUCAUUACUGUCUAAUCUGUCCUCAUUUAGACUUCCCCUCAAAUCUGAGGGAUUUUAUUUUUAAGAAAUGUUAACAGAUUUUUUGGAAGACAAUUUAGACAAAGCAGUGUCAUUUAAUAAAUACUAUGUGGAAUUUCACUAUAUUGUACCAUCCUUUUUAAACCAUUACAAUAAUGUUUCAUCAAAUGGUUAAAUGGACCACCGGUUUCUUCGUGACAUGUUUUUAGGCUUACUUCAUUUGUCAAGUACACUUGGUCUUAAUACACUCAGGUUUGAACAGAUUGUUCAGAACAUUUAAAUUUAAUCCAUUCUUAAUACUUUAAAACUUGUGUUAAGGAAAACUGCCAGUUUAUGCUUUGGAUCUGUCUGUUCUGACAUCAUAGUCUACUAGUGCACAUGUGCUCUUACUGAAGCUUUAGAUGCAGCUAGCAAUGUGAAGUCUGCUUUUAUUUAAGGAAGGAUUUUCUUAAACAUUUCAAGGGAUUUAUGUGUACACACCUGAACGUGUAUGUGCGUGUGCAUAUGUGUAUAUACAGUCAAACUUACGUUGUUGAUGUUUUCUAAUUUAAAGCGAUCAGGAUCCAGGACAUUCUGUUGCCGUUUCGGUAAACGGGCUGACAGAGACUGGCAGAGGUGUCACGGGCACACACAGCUGUGUGGGCGUUCCCAGCAGUCCCCGGGCAGCGAGGAGGCCUUGCCGAGAGGAUCGCCUGCCGUCCAUGUGGGGCCGGCUCCAGCCACGGAGACUUCCUACAGGUUUUGGGGAAUCUUGACAGGGCGAUUGUUUUCCUUGCUGCCGUGUUUGGGCUGUGUGUGUAUGAAGAGCAUCUAAAUUGGACAUUUGAAAACUGAGUUCAGAGUACUGAAGAAAAGAAAAUCAUCCUAAACAUCUUCCCUACUACACAGCUCCCAGCAUUGCUGCAUCUAUUGCUGACCUGCAAUGUUGGGGUGGGAAAGGCAGUAGAAACGUGUUACUACUCAGUGACCAGUGCAGACUUACAGGGGUGGGGAACAGGGCCUGGCUAUGUGCUGCUAUUGGAAAUGUGCAGAGGUACAUUUUUUUUUUUAAGAUUUUUUCCCAUUCAGGAAAACAUUGUAAUCUGUACUGCAGGAACCAGAUGUCAUGCAUCAUAGAUGCCUGUAUAAAGUACAUAAGAUAUCUAAAUACGCAUAAGGUGGGGAGGGUAAUAUUGUCUGUGAAAUAAUGUAAGAAGCUUUCCACUUCAACAGAAGCAUUACUUUGAACACUAAACACCGUGUCAGACAUUUUCAAGGUGGUUGGAGUGCUUGAAUAAAUUCUAGUAAUUCCUUGAGAAGCUAGGUAGUUUGAAGCUAUUCUGUUUCAUUCAUGCUCAAUUCUGAUUAAUGCCAAAUUUUGUUAGUUGUAAUCACUGGUGAUAAGGGCACCGGGCAGUCAUUAUUCCUAAACUGGUCAGUGGUUUGGGAGAGAAGGGCGAUGUGAAGCUGAUUAACAGUUAAUUAAAUCAGAUAUUUAUUUGUUACAUUGUUUCAUUUGUAUUCUAGGUUGCCUUUUGCAUUCUUUUUAUAUGCUUUCUGACUUUUUUUUAAGACUAUGGAAAUAAUUUAAAGAUGUGAGCUCUGGUGGGUGAUUCCCUACUAAGUUUGAAAUGGAAUAUUUUGAUAAUACUGUACCAUAACUGUCACAGAUGCUUUUCUAAUGUUUUAACCUUGAAUAUUGCAGUUGCUGCUUUGUACAGAGGUCACUGCAAUAAAGGAAGUGGAGUCAUUGAAACUA
Molecule: messenger RNA, 6277 nt
Organism: Ochotona curzoniae (black-lipped pika)
Lineage: Eukaryota; Metazoa; Chordata; Mammalia; Lagomorpha; Ochotonidae
Gene: SLC12A2
Product: solute carrier family 12 member 2
Exons: 27
Coding region: 222-3806 (1194 amino acids)
Biological process (GO): chloride ion homeostasis; potassium ion homeostasis; potassium ion import across plasma membrane
Cellular component (GO): membrane
Molecular function (GO): ammonium channel activity; sodium:potassium:chloride symporter activity
Source: RefSeq, a predicted model, not a curated record